UUUAUGGUUUCAGGGAAGGAGAAUCAACUCUGUGGAGACGGCUGGUUGGACUUCCAGUCUGACUGCUAUGAUAUUAAUAAUGCUUUGGCUCCUGAUCUGAAAACCUGGGAUGAAGCCCGAGAAAACUGCAGUGGAACCAACUCAGAUUUGCCUGUUAUAGUUAAUGAAGAGGAGAAGGAUUUUGUCACAGAGAAUAGUUGGUUCCAUCACGACAUUGAUGGAUACUGGAUCGGCCUGAGAGCUGUAGAUGGGAGAUGGAAGUGGGUCGAUGGAAGUGAUCUGAUUGAAAGCUUGUGGGCAGAAGCUCCAGUCACCGGCCACUGUGUGAUCUCUGACGACAGGACCGGGUGGAGGUCAGCGAGCUGUGACGACAGGAACCGAUGGAUCUGCAAAAAGAAGGCUCUGUCUGUUUAAACACUGCAGCCAGACGUGAAGGAUUCUAGAUACAGUCAGGAUGAAUUACAUGUAAGGUUAUAAAUAUCAAGCUAUGGUGAUGUCUGUUGCA
This is a messenger RNA of Monopterus albus (swamp eel), 505 nucleotides long. RefSeq names its product natural killer cells antigen CD94-like. Bases 4 to 414 code for a protein of 136 amino acids. The transcript is spliced from 3 exons. The record is from RefSeq and is a predicted model, not a curated record. NCBI's taxonomy places the organism in Eukaryota, Metazoa, Chordata, Actinopteri, Synbranchiformes, Synbranchidae.